Stereum hirsutum FP-91666 SS1 is the source of this 1938-nucleotide messenger RNA. RefSeq lists its product as uncharacterized. The record is from RefSeq and is a predicted model, not a curated record. The coding region runs from base 1 to 1938 and encodes 645 amino acids. NCBI's taxonomy places the organism in Eukaryota, Fungi, Basidiomycota, Agaricomycetes, Russulales, Stereaceae. The transcript has 7 exons.
AUGUACUCUGUCCCCACCGUCGAUACCGAUCGUGAAGGGUGCAAUGUGGCGUCCGAGGACUUAUCUCUGGCGUUCGAUGGCGUGGCUGCGUUGGGCCUGUCUGCUGCCGCAAUUACCGGAGAAAGUACACCACAACCUUCUCAUCUUCGAGAAUAUCUAUUGAAGCUUUUGAUUCUGGUAGCAGAUACCGUCGAGAACGGGCCUAUCAAGCAGGUGGUCACGAUACAAGAAGGGAAAUAUCUUGUUAAUGGAAAGGAGGUCCCGUCUGUUCCUCAGCACGAACGAUGUACAGCUUGCGCCAGACGCCACCAAGAGUGCUCUGGAUGGGACGGAGUCCCAUGUGCUGCUUGCCUUUCCUCUGGUGGACGGAAAUGCUCGAAGAGUCAAAUCACUGGCUCAACUGGAGCAACGACGUACAACGGGCGACCAGUAUACGCCGAGCCACCGUGUGGUCACUGCCUGAAGAAGGGAUUUGACUGUACCGGACUUCCGCUCGGACGUUGCGAUUCUUGUAGAGAUUUGCGUCACCGCUGCUCCCGGUCCAUGAUCCAAACCCGUCUCCGCCAGAAAGAUUCUUCGACUUUUUCAAUCGUCCCCUACCUCAAAUCUCAGAUAUCGCUCCUGCCGGAAGACAUCAGAUAUCGUAUCACGUAUAAUAUCCGGGGCGUCGACAUUUCUGUCGACAUCCUACCGCCUAAUCUACGACCCCAGACUUCCGACUCCGAAUCCGAUACGAGUGUCGUUCCCCUCGGGUGGAUCGAAUUUCAAUCUACCGACGUGUGUCCUGUGGUAGAACUCGGACGCCCGGGCGAUGUAUGGAUACGCUCGCCCAGCGAAAACUCCACACAGCCGUCCUCAGAGGUGGUAUACGUAUGCGGAGAGUUAGAUGGGAACGGUGCUGCGCAGUGGUCCCUCGUUUCAUCGGAGCAGCUGCACCAAUCGACGAGGAAAGAUCCGCUCAGACACCCUCUUGUUCGCGGGUGCGUUUUUGGGAGGUCUGAAACGCUAAGAUACUGCUGGAGAGAAAUAUCUGACGAACCGAGUGAACCGGAACCCAUCAUAGGGAAUAAAAGGGCAUUGGAUACCAUUGCUGAUACGGCGGACAUAACGAUCGCUGCCCCACCUGGAGCCAAGCGUAGCCGCCAAUCGCAAGAUCCUCACAGUCACCACGUCCACUUCUCCCCAUUCGUAAUCGUUCGACAUUGCACCCCUUUGUCUCCUCUUCCAUCGCGCUUCCAAGAAUUUGCCACCCAAACCAAACCAAAGAAACGUUCGCCUCGCAGGCCACGAGGGCAAAUAGUCUCCUUUGAUGGUGAUGGUGCUGCGACCGCGGUACCACUCCCCUCCGGUGAAGCGCAGAAUAUCAAUACUCAAGCGAUAGCGUCUACCGAGGGCAAACCAUCUCUCGAAGUCGAGCCGCGUGGAACUGUUUCCGCAGGUGCUCCAGCGGGUAUCGACUCUCCCGGAAUACGACUUUCUGACUCAGACCACAUCAUAACUCCCUCAGAAUCCAACCCCUCUGAUGUUCCUCGCGAUAUGUCCUCGGAAAAUACAGCGAGGGUCGAGCUUUCCGCUGGCGGUGACCUCAGUUCCUCCGAAAGUAGCCUUCCCGCCCGUCUUCCAGUAUCAGACACUACAGCAUCCCUUACAUCUUCUCCCAACGACCAACCCAACUCUGGAACGAUCACUCAUACACCGACUUACGUUCCUUCACCAACCGACUCGAACUCACGGGCAACAACCGAGGACGGACCACAGACAAUCAUGGCAUCGAUGGAAGGCGGCGUCACAACCCUUUGGAAGGUCUUGAGUCAGGUUCAUGGUGGCGACUUCGAUGCGGUGAUGAUCGAUACGUGUGAGGGACUUGUACUGGUGUUGCAGCAGCUUCAGGGGAAGUAUCGCGCUUCCAUCGCUGACGAGAGUAGUAAAGGUUCUUGA